Messenger RNA from Hydatigera taeniaeformis, 525 nucleotides. NCBI's taxonomy places the organism in Eukaryota, Metazoa, Platyhelminthes, Cestoda, Cyclophyllidea, Taeniidae. The record is from the annotation of a GenBank genome assembly.
UUCGUCCUGGAGUUCCCCUCACCGCAUUUGCUUGUGGACGUCAGCGAUGGUACCACGCCAAACACCCUUCCAGGCAAGACUAUGUUCAAGCCCGUUCGCCCUUACGGGUCCAAUUUUGAAUGCGCUGACAAUACGAUGGAUAGCAUACACGAUACAAGAACAAAGGAAGGCGUUUGGUCACCGGACAUAGAGGAAAGUUUUUUUGAAGCACUUACUGUCUAUCCACCUUGUGGACGCCGAAAGAUUAUACUCUCCGAGGAGCACAAAAUGUUUGGUCGGAACGAGUUGAUUGCUCGGUAUAUAAAACUGCGAACCGGAAAGACGAGAACGCGCAAACAGGUCUCAAGCCAUAUCCAAGUUCUUGCACGAAGAAGUGGAAGAACCGCGGCACCAAUGCGAAACAUUCAAACAUCUUAUCUUCCUUCACUGGGAAGGGUGCAUUUCAGUAACGGAGUAACAAACGGUGAGAAGAGAAUAUCAUCUUCUUCACAAAAUUGUGGCGGUUUACGCUGUGGUUGUACAUGA